Molecule: messenger RNA, 8187 nt
Organism: Nothobranchius furzeri (turquoise killifish)
Lineage: Eukaryota; Metazoa; Chordata; Actinopteri; Cyprinodontiformes; Nothobranchiidae
Biological process (GO): DNA repair; telomere maintenance
Molecular function (GO): DNA helicase activity
Source: RefSeq, a predicted model, not a curated record
CAUACUAUUGUCAAAGGUUCAUUUCAUCAAGGUCAUAAGCGUUUUGGGUGCAACCGAUUUAAACAGUGUGCACCAAACAGCAUUACAGCCAUCAUGACAAACACUGUCAAAAUGGCUUCCACAUGGUCAAGAACAGACAUUAACAAUAUCUUGAUAAGUGGUGAUAGUUUAUACACUUACAUGAAAGAGCAAAACAUGAUCAGUGAUGCAGAAGGCAGUGGUUAUGUUUUUGUUCAAGAAUUACCCACAGAGCACACAUUCCAUCAUCACAAGUUCUCUUUGGAAUACAUGCAGACCUUCACAGGACAUCUUCAUCAGCAGAUUUACCAUGAAGAUGUUUCAGAUUUUGCCAUGCCUUUGGACGUUGCAUUACAGAGAGCUAUAUAUGACAAUGACGGCUGUCUGUUUACAAUUAGUAGAAACACAUGUGCAGUUUUGAAAGAACAAUCUCAGUUUUCUGUUUUUGAUCCACAUUCACGUGGUCAUGAUGGUCUCUGGCAGUUGAAUGGCACAAGCAUAGUAGCACACUUUGAUACUUUAGACCAAGUUUAUACACAUUUAAUCAAUCUCUCUCACUCUUUGUGUGCUGAAAAUGCAAAUGAAGAGGACACAGCUUUUGAAAUGACCGGUGUUAAGGUGACUGCUCAAUCUAUGAGUAAACCUACCCAAAGUAAAACUGCUUCUUGCCAAAAUGAUGUAGAGUUAAUCAGUGGAAAUGAUGAUAGUUUUGAUGACGAUACAUUUGAUCAGUUAGUAGUUGAAGAGAUUGAAGAUGUUGCAGUUAGUGACAAAUCUGAGUCUCUUUCUGAAUCUCCAUCUCAUUGUGAGCUCAUCCAUACGCAAAAUAGUUAUUUUCAAGAUGAUGCAGAGUCAUUAUGUACUAGUUUUGAUGAUGAUAGUUUUGAUAAAGUAGUACUUCAGGAAAUAGAAGAUAUUGCAGUUAAUGACAACGCUUCCCUUAAUGUAGACUCAGUAACUGAAAAUCAUCACACUUCUUUGGAUCAAGCAAUAAUUGAAGAAGUACCACUAAAUGAUACAUCUGUUUUCAUAAUUUCAGAAAAUAUCAACAGCACUGUUACUUUCAAUCCUCUGACCUCUAAAGACAAAAGAAACUUUUGCACCCAACUACAGAUAGUUCCAAGUUUAGAAAGGGUGAAAAGUCUUUGGGAAAGUAUUACAUUAGAUGAACCGUUACCUUGUACCACUAUACACAUCCAGCCAGACGGCAACUGCUUUUUCCGUGCUCUUGCAUUUGUAAUUACUGGGAAUGAAGAGUUGCAUAUGUGGAUUCGCAGGGCUGUUGUUAAUCAAAUUCUUCAAAAUUCUAACCUCUAUUCAAGUUACAUCAGACAGGAAUUUGAAUCAGUACAGCAGUAUGUUACACAAACAGGCAUAAAGAAAGUUGGAUCCUGGGCUACAGAAAUUGAGAUACAAGCAGCUGCAGACUUUUUCCAUACCAAUAUUUACACUUACACUCAAGGAAAAUGGUUACAAUAUGGCUCUUCUAGUACUUUAGACAACACCAAGGGUAUUUACCUGAAACACUGUAAUGAAUGUCAUUAUGAGCCAAUCGCAUGUGUGAAAGAUAAAACUAACACAUGUUUCAACCUGAUCUCAUGUAAUUACAGUCACUUUAAAGGUGACAAGGACAUACUAUCUCCAUCUAAGAUAAGUAGAGAGAACAGGAGAAAGAGAAAUCUGUAUAAUGAAGACAUUGAGAAAAGGGAAAGCAAAAUAAUGAUGUUACAGAAAUUGUAUAAGGACAAUCCUAAGUACAGAUUACACAAGAAGCAAUUAAGCAUCAUUACAUAUAGAAAUAACCCUGAACUGAGAGCAAGACUCAGACAUGCUAAUAAACAGAACUACUACAAAAAGCCUGAACUGAGAGCAAGACUCAGACAUGACAGUAAAGAAAACUACAAAAACAAACCCGAACUGAGAGCUAGACUCAGACAUGCUAAUAAACAGAACUACUACAAAAAGCCUGAACUGAGAGCAAGACUCAGACAUGACAGUAAAGAAAACUACAAAAACAAACCUGAACUGAGAGCAAGACUCAGACAUGACAGUAAAGAAAACUACAAAAACAAACCUGAACUGAGAGCUAGACUCAGACAUGCUAAUAAACAGAACUACUACAAAAAGCCUGAACUGAGAGCAAGACUCAAACUUGCCAGCAAAACCACUUAUGCAACCAAAAGUAAACACUCUAAACUUCAGUUAUUGAAACAGAACGUAGAAAGAUAUAGAAAUAAGGUUGACCACCGUAACCGCAUCAAACAGUCUAAUUCUGAACGGUAUAGAAAUGUAACUGCUUAUGCCGAUUCUGUUAAAGAGCACGGAAAACGUAGACGACAAAAUCUCAUGACUGGAAAAAAGUUCAUAGACAAUGUCAUUCAGCUUUUUAGAGAAAAGGUUAAAUUUGGCCCUCAAUUCGUCUGUUGUGUUUGUCAUCGGUUACUUUUUAAACAACAAGUUGUUGAAUGUAAAACACAGCAGUAUGAAAUUAGAGGUUCAUUCAUUUCAUCUGUGGCAAAAAAAUGCAUCACUGACACUUAUUUACACAAGUGUGGACAGUCUUCUGUUUCCAAAUGCCAUCUAGAGGUUAGCCCUGCAUGUAAAUUGUGGGUCUGUUUUACUUGUCAUCGUAAAAUACUCAAUGGAAAAGUCCCUGAAGAAAGUGUUGCAAACAAUAUGCACCUAGACUCUAUUCCUGUAGAACUUAGUACGUUGAAUCCUCUUGAGCAACAUCUAGUGGCACAGCACAUUCCGUUUAUGAAACUUUUAGCCUUACCAAAGGGAGGACAAAAUGGUGUCCAUGGACCUGUGACGUGUGUUCCAUCUAAUACAGAAACUGUGAGUAACAUUCUACCCAGAUUAGAUGAUCAGAAUCUAAUGAUUAAAGUCAAACUGAAGCGAAAGCUGACAUACAAGGGUCACUAUGACUAUCAGUAUGUCAACGCUCUGAAAGUACAUAAUGCAAUUGCAUACCUUAAAUCUCACAAUACUUUUUACAAAGAUGUACAAUUUAACAGUGCAUGGACAAAUCCCCUAGAAAAAGAGUCUGAAAACUCUACCUCUGAAACUGACAACGUCACUUUGGAAGAAGACAGCAAUAGAGCUGAAAUAGAGUGUGAACAUCCUGGCAAAGGAGAUGGCAGUGGCACAGAGGUAGAGUCUGAAGAUCUUGUUAGCGAUGAUCAUUUUAAUGAUAGACAACAGCAUGGGAUGUUUUUGGACACAUGUAUGCAACCAGUAGACAUUGCCCAAGAAAUACUAGACAACCAUUUUGACAGUGUUUUAUCAGUAGCACCAGCUGAGGGAAAUACUCCAGUCAGAUUGCUUACCGAUACUUCUAAUGAGGCUAAAUGCUUUCCAGUUCUGUUUCCCAAUGGAACAGGUACAUUUCAUGAUGCAAGACAGCAAAGGAUUACACUCAGCAAAUAUUUAAACACCCGGAUUCUCAAUGCUGAUGGCAGAUUUGGCAAGAACUUGGAUUAUAUCUUUUAUGCACAAUAUUUGUCAGAAGUUAAUCAAGUUGUGUCAAAUGUUUCCAUUGCACUGAGAAAGGGCUACCAUGGCUUAGACAACACCAACAUUACAUCAUCCAUGCUGGGCAAUACAGACUUUUUGAAGAAUGUUUUAAAUGCUGACAUGGGCUAUAAGUUUUUGAAACCCAUUAGAGGCACACCAGUAUUUUGGCAGGGAGUUCAAAAAGAUCUGUUUGCUUACGUUAGACAACUUGGCAUUCCUACAUGGUUUGCUUCCUUUUCUUCAGCAGAUUUAAGAUGGCCAGAAUUUAUGGAAGCUUUUAUGGCUAUAGAAAACAUUCAAGGCAAUAUUCAUGACAUGGACUGGGCACAGAAAUGUGACUUAUUGAAAAACAAUCCAGUGACAGCAGCCAGAAUGUUUGACUAUAGAUUUAGAUCUUUUUAAAAAGAUGUUAUCAUGUCUCCCGCUCAGCCAAUUGGUAAAAUCAUUGAUUAUUUUUAUAGAGUAGAGUUUCAGCAACGUGGAUCAUGUCACACUCAUUGUCUAUUUUGGACCGACGGGCCUAAAAUAGGAGUCAACACAGACGCUGAAGUCAUAGCUUUUGUAGAUAAAUAUGUUACAUGCGACCUCCCACCUGACAGUGAUCCUCUCCAUGAAGUGGUACAUAGUGUUCAAAUGCAUAGCAAAAAACACUCUAAAAGUUGCAGAAAAAAUCACACAACUUGCAGGUUUCACUUUCCCCGACCACCAAGCAACAAUACAUUCAUAUGUAAACAGGAAACGGAUGUUGACAAUAAGGAAAACCCAUCUGACAAAACAUCUUCAGAUUUAAAAAAGGCAGCCAAGCAUAUCAUGACCAAAGUUAAAGAAGCUUUGACCAGUGAAAACAACACAUUUAGUAGCAUAGAUGACUUGUUUAAUUCCAUUGGUAUUGACCAGACUACAUUUGAAACAGCCUACAAACUGACCUCUACAAAAACAACUGUCGUCCAUAAACGAAGCAUAAACGACAUCUGGGUUAAUCAGUAUAACACAGACCUGCUACGUUGCUGGAAUGCAAACAUGGACAUCCAGUUUGUCUGUGAUGCAUAUGCAUGUAUUGUUUAUAUCAUUUCCUACAUAUCCAAAGCAGAAAGAGAAAUGGGUUUGCUAUUAAAACAUGCACAAAAUGAAAUCAAACAUAAUGAAAACCUGGAUGCAAAACAAGCGCUUAACAAAUUAGGGAAUGUGUUUCUGCAUAACAGAGAAGUUUCUGCUCAAGAAAGUGUGUAUCGGGUAACAAACAUGAGAUUAAAAGAGGGCUCUAGAAAAGUCACAUUUGUUCCAACAGGUGACAACAUUGUCAGAAUGAGCUUACCUCUUAAUGUCAUUCAAAACAGUGCUAAUGGUAAUCAGAUCUGGAUGACAAACAUUACUGAUCGAUACAAAAGCAGGCCUAAGUCCAGUGAAUUUAUGGACAUGUGCAUAGCUACUUUUGCCUCAGAAUACAGAAAUGUACCAAACAGUGAGAAAUCUAGACCAGAAGUGGUUAGUUUAUUAAACAACAAUGGUUGUGUAAGGAAGCGGACAAGGACAAAUGUAGCUGUUGUUAGAUAUGCUCGUUUUUCUAAAGAACAAGAUCCUGAGAAACACUAUCAAAGCCAGCUUCAGUUGUUCCUUCCUUAUUACACGGAAAACCAGUUAAAACCAUCACAAUUUACAACAUUUCAAGAGUUUUAUGAGACCGGCUCAAUCACAAACAGUAGUAAAAACAUCCAGACUGUCAAAGACGUAGUAGAAUUCAACAGAUCCAAGUUUGAAAUCAAAGCAGAAGAUUUACAAAACAUACAGGAAGAUAUUGAACACUUUGGAUUUCAAGAAGAUGUUUGGGCAGAGCUGUGUCCUGAGGCAGAACUAGACCGAUUGGAAUGUUUGGAAGACAGAUCUUUAGAUAACAAUCCAAAUCCUGGUGAACAAGAAGUUAUUCCAGAUCUAGAGCCAAUCACAAAACCAGCUUUAUCAUUUCACAUUCAAAAACAGAUAGUCUCACACAAGGAAGCACAAUCCUUAAUGCGUUCACUAAAUCAGCAGCAGAGCAACGUGUUUUAUAAAAUCCGGCAGUGGUGCUUAGAUAAAGUAAACGGUCACAAUCCAAGCCCUUUUUAUGUUUUCAUUUCAGGUGGAGCGGGAACAGGCAAGUCCCAUUUGGUAAAAGCCGUGUCCUAUGAAACAACCAGAAUACUAUCCAGAUUAUCUAAUUAUCCUGAUGAUAUUCAUGUUUUAUUGACUGCCCCCACUGGAGUGGCUGCAUUAAAUAUCAAUGCCACAACAAUACAUAAUAGCUUUGCAAUUGGCAAUAAUAUUUCAUUACCAUACCAGCCUUUAAGAGAGGAAAAAAUAAACACAUUAAGAGCAACCCUGAAACAUUUACAAAUCUUGAUAAUAGAUGAAAUCUCAAUGGUUGAUAACAAACUUUUAACAUAUAUCCAUGGUAGACUGCGUCAGAUCAAACAGUGUUCAGACUUUUCUUCAUUUGGUAAUGUCUCCGUCAUAGCUGUUGGUGAUUUUUAUCAGUUGCCACCUGUCAAAGGGACUCCACUCUACAAGGACCCCAUUGGUUCCAAUUUGUGGCAAAACAGUUUCAGUCAUGUAGAACUCACAGACAUAGUACGACAGAAAAACAAAGACUUUGCUGUAACACUUAACCGUUUAAGGAAACACAAAAAAGACCAACCACUUCACCCACAAGACGAAGCACUUCUCAAACGAUGUGAAACAGGCAUGGGUGAAGACACUGAAACUCUGCAUCUUUUUGCAACAAACAGUGAUGUUGAUAAUCAUAACUUCAACAUGUUGCAUAAACAAUGUACAGACAUUGUACAAAUCAAAGCCCAAGAUUUCCAUAAAAACCCUCAGACUGGCCGUACUACUAGAAUACCCUCAACACUUGAUUUUGGCAAGAAAACCUAUUUAGAUAAAUUACUAAGUAUUGCUCCUAAAGCUCGUGUAAUGCUCAUUAAAAACAUUGAUGUUUCUGAUGGACUUGUUAAUGGUGUGUUUGGUACUGUUUGUCGCAUACAAUUUCUAAGUAACAAUAGCUUCCCACACAUCAUUUAUGUUAACUUUGAUAACCCAAGUAUAGGCCAACAACUACGACACAAGUUUCCAACUUCAGACACCGAGCUGACUAAUGCUACACCAAUUAGUCCCGAUGAAGAUAAACUUGAAAAGGGGGUUAGACGUCAAUUUCCACUGCGGCUGGCUUGGUCUUGCACCAUACAUAAAGUCCAAGGCCUAACACUACAGAAAGCAGUAGUCUCUUUUAAAAGGAUUUUUUCUGCUGGACAAGCAUAUGUAGCUUUAAGUCGUGUUACAUCACUAGAACACCUCACUAUCCAAGAUUUUAAAGCUAAAGCAAUCUAUGCAAGAAGUGAUGUGGAGGAAAACUUGAAAUUAAUGCCAAACUUUAUCGACACACCAGUUUCAAUGCCAAACUGCACUUUUAAAGUCUGUCUUCAUAAUGUGCAAGGUCUCAAGAAUCACAUACAGGAUGUCAAGAGCAACCAAAAACUACUCACAGCCGAUAUAAUUUGUCUGACAGAAACUUGGUUAAAAGAAACACAUCCCCCUGAAAGCAUUUCACUGCCAGGUUGGACUUUUCACCACAAAACAAGAUCUGACUCAUAUGAUGAAACUGGACUAUUUUCUACUUUCAGAAGCAAAAAUGGUGGUGGUGUUGGUUUCUAUCACAAAAACAGCAUUAUGUGUAAAAGUAUGGCUUUCAAUUGCAACAACCUGGAAGCUUUGCUUUUUAGCACACAGACUUUAAACCAUCAUUAUAUGCUGUUGUACAAACCACCAUCAUAUAACCUUCAGAAAUUCAAAGACAAUCUAAAACCUGUACUGCAUUAUUUCAAUGAAUUUCCAGCAACCAAAAUAGUCAUGGGUGACAUUAAUGAUGAUGCACUGGUUUCUAAUUCAUUUGUCAGCUUCAUGAAAUUGCAAGGAUACACUCAAAUAGUAACAAGUCCAACAACCGAAAAUAAUACUCUGAUUGAUCAUGUUUACAUCAAAGACAUUGAUCCCAAAACCAUACAUGUAGAAGUUAUUCCCACCUAUUACAGUUACCAUGAAUGUGUUCAAAUAUCAUUCUUGACAGGAACAGACACAGACAUACAGUUACAGGAACUGGGGACAGACAGACAGGGACUGCAGGACAAAUAGCCUCAAGGGGAAAGACAGACAAUCACAGAUAGAUGGACGGGUGGACACCAGAGCUGACCAUAACAAAUUACACAUAGAGGUCCGUUUCAUUCAUACAAAAUCAAAUUAGCUUCAAAAUCAUCUAAACUUAUUUGGACUCUUAUACAUAUAUACCAUACCAUACCACACCAUACCUUACCAUUUAAUGUAUAUUUAGCAUGUGAAAUACACUUUUUAUCCAUAAAAAAGUGUAUGACAGUAUCACACUUACUUGUGGUUUUGAUAAUGGACACUUGAAAUGUUACUUUGUGUUGUGCCAUCACUGUUUCAAUGUAAAAAAUGUAUCCAUUUAGAUAUUCACAAAUUCACUUAUUCCAGUACUAUUUUUAUUUUCCUUUGUUAAAGAUUUCAUUUUACAGCACUCUUCUUUUUUUCAAUCUCUACUAGGAACAAUCACCCACCAGAUGAAGUUCCUGAAACAACACAACCGAAAUCUGCGGAAUCAGCAACCAU